Helianthus annuus (common sunflower) is the source of this 1183-nucleotide messenger RNA. Its product is annotated as salutaridine reductase. Gene Ontology annotation, cellular component: membrane. Lineage: Eukaryota; Viridiplantae; Streptophyta; Magnoliopsida; Asterales; Asteraceae. The record is from RefSeq and is a predicted model, not a curated record. The coding region runs from base 120 to 1007 and encodes 295 amino acids. The transcript has 4 exons. Gene Ontology annotation, molecular function: oxidoreductase activity, acting on the CH-OH group of donors, NAD or NADP as acceptor.
AAAGCCAAUUUUGAAGUGGCUUAUACCAAAUUACCAAAAAAGUCAACGCCCUCACAUAUAAGUCAAAAGGGACAUCAAUAUUCUCACGCAAUCCUGAUAUUGAAGCCCUUCAAUCCAUAAUGUCGAGAAUUGGUGUUGUUACCGGUGGAAACAAAGGCGUCGGUUUCGAAAUAUGCCGGCAACUGGCUGCUGAUAAAGUCACGGUGGUGUUGACUGCAAGAGACCAAAAAAGGGGCGUUGACGCCGUCGCUAAACUGCACUCUUCCGGUUUACCCGACGUCGUUUUUCACCAGCUCGAUGUCACAGAUCCGGCCAGUAUUGCUUCUUUCGCCAAUUUCAUUGAUACCCGGUUCGGAAAAUUAGAUAUAUUGGUGAAUAAUGCUGGAGUCGUUAGUACUACAGUCGACGAGGAGUCGUUUUGGAGUAUAGACCUUCCAUCUGAGGUAAAAGAUGAAAAGGCGAAACAGGCGAAGAAAAUCGUAACACAAACAUUUGAAGGAGCCCAAAAGUGCAUGGAAACCAAUUAUUAUGGAGCUAAACAUGUCACUCAAGCUUUGCUAACGCUUCUUCUUAAAUCUAACUCUCCGAGAGUAGUCAACGUCUCAUCCAAAUUGGGUCAACUAGAGAAUGUUCAAGAUGAAAGCGCAAGGAAUAUUCUUAGUGAUGUUGAUGGAUUGACUGAGGAAGUUGUGGAUGAGGUUGUGAAGGAGUAUCUAAAAGAUGUUAAAGAUGAAGAACUGUUGAAAAAGAAAGGGUGGUCUAGUAAUGUUUCUGGGUAUAUUGUGUCCAAAGCGGCUCUUAACGCGUACACGAGGAUCUUGGCCAAGAAUUAUCCAUCAUUGUGUGCAAAUGCAGUUAGUCCUGGUUUUGUUGCGACAGAUAUGACAUUUUCUAAAGGAACUUCAACUGCCGAAGAAGGUGCGAGAGGGCCUGUGAGACUAGCUUUGAUGCCAGACGGUGGGCCCUCGGGUCAAUACUUUUGGACAAUACGAGACUCUACUUUUUAAUACGAAGUAGAAGUCGUCGAUGAAAGUUGAGAGUUGGAUGAGUUUGCUAAUGUAUAAAAUAAAGCGAAGAAAAGAUUGAUGUUGUAACACUAUACAUGUUUAACCUUUUUGGUGGCCUAAAGUGUAACACCUGUACUUUUAAAGACUCAAUAAAAUUGGUUAUCCAAUUACUAGAA